AUGACGCACAUCUCAGAAAAGGAACCUUUGUUAGGGUAUCCUCGCAAAAUUGCCGACGAAAACGAAAUCUCCACCCACCAACUCUGCCCCUCCUUCAAAUCGAUCUUAUCAUUCCCAUUCCAAAGCUGUUUACCUUCAUUCACGAGAUCAGAAAAGUCCCACACAGAAGACUACGAAUGCAUUGACUACGAUGAAGACUAUGAGCCCGUUCCCGAUUUGCCAUACAAUUUAACUAUUGCCAAGUCUAAACUUUCCACCCAAGAAAAAUUGACCGAGAUAAGAAAGCUUAUGAGAGAUCAUCAUAUCGGUGUGUACAUUAUUCCUUCAGAAGAUGAACACCAAUCGGAAUACACCGCAUUGGCCGAUAAACGAAGAGAAUUCAUUUCGGGAUUCACCGGUAGUGCUGGUAUAGCCAUUGUUACCUUAACCAAUGGCGCCACUUUAGAAGGCAAAGCUGCCUUGUCUACCGAUGGAAGAUAUUUCCUCCAAGCUGAAAAGCAAUUGGAUUUAAACUAUUGGAGAUUGCUCAAGCAAGGUGCAGCAGGUUACCCCAGCUGGCCAAAGUAUUGUAUCCAACAAGCUGUCCAUAAUGAUUUCAGUAACGUUAUCUCGUGUGACCCUAGAUUGAUCAGUUUGUCCUUGGGAGACUACUUUAAUAAUGCUAGACUCACAUAUACGAAUAAAUUCAAAUUUCAACCACUAAUUGAUAUCAAUCUUGUUGAUCAAGUAUGGGGUGACGAGAAACCCUCAAGAUCUUUAGAACCAGUCUACCAGUUGGAUUUGAAGUUUAGUGGUGAGCACACAAAUGACAAGUUGCACAGAAUUAGAGUCAGAAUGAGAGAACAUGAUGCCACUCACUAUGUCGUUAAUGAAUUGGAUAGUAUUGCCUGGCUACUUAAUUUACGUGCUGAUUCUGAUAUUCCAUUCAACCCGGUGUUUUUUGCAUAUGCCAUUAUCACUUUGGAUUCGGUGGUGUUGUAUAUUAACAAGGUAAAGAUUGACAAUGGUAAUGAAGAACUCCAUAAGUACUUGCAAACUAUCAACAACUUAUCAAUUAGAGAUUACUCCCAAUUUUAUGAAGAUAUUGGAAAAUUGAAAUCUACAGUUGAUGAACCAGAUCUUGCCGUAAUCUUACCAGAAAAGUCGUCAACCACUUAUGCAUUGUUCCAAGCAUUCCCUGAAUCAUACAGCAAAAGAAUUAUAAUCCAUGAAUCCAUCAUUGCCAAUCUCAAGAUUUACAAGAACUCCACUGAAUCUUUCAAUGCCAAGAUUGCUCAAUACAAGGAUUCCUUGGCAUUCAUUAUCUUUUCUUCAUGGUUAGAACACCAACUUAUCAAUAAGAAAGCAAGUAUUUCUGAAUAUGAUGCUGCAUGCAAGAUUUACUCCAUCAGAACAAAAUUACCUAAUUUCAAAGGAUUAUCCUAUGAAACAAUCUCCUCGACUGGUGCCAAUGCUGCAAUUAUCCAUUAUGCGCCAACUAAAGAAGAAAAUGACAUAAUUGACCCUGCCAAGAUCUACUUAAUUGAUUCAGGUGCCCAAUUUCUCGAAGGAACCACCGAUAUUACUCGAUCAUACAAAUUUGGACAUGAAGGGUUGACCAAGGAGUAUCAAAAAUUCUACACCUUGGUAUUGAAGGGUCAUCUUGCCGUUGCUAUGGCCAAGUUCCCCCCUCAUUCGUCCAGCACUGGUACCGUUCUCGACGGAUACUCAAGACAACCAUUAUGGAACGAAGGACUUGAUUUCAAUCACGGGACUGGCCAUGGUGUGGGCAGUUUUGGCAAUGUACAUGAAGGGCCGUUGUAUAUUCUGACUACUAGCAGUGGACCAAGUUCCAAAGCGGAUUUGUACCGUCCGGGAGCCAUCCUCACUGACGAACCAGGAUAUUAUGUUGAUGGGAAAUUAGGAAUUAGAAUCGAGAGUGAGCUUGAGGUGAUUGAAUGUGAUGAUUCCGUGGGAAAGACACGCAAUGGGGAUAAUUUUUUGGGAUUUGAGUAUUUGACUAAAAUUCCCUUCUGUAGAAAGCUUAUUGAUUGUGAUUACUUGACUUUAAUUGAACUUACUUGGAUUAACGAGUAUCACAAGAGCAUUAGAGCAGAAUUUGCCAAUAAAUUGUUGCAAAUGGGCGAUAGAAGAGCCUACAAUUGGCUAAUCAAAGAAACUGAACCUUUAUAG
Messenger RNA from Spathaspora passalidarum NRRL Y-27907, 2172 nucleotides. RefSeq lists its product as uncharacterized. The record is from RefSeq and is a predicted model, not a curated record. Bases 1 to 2172 code for a protein of 723 amino acids. Lineage: Eukaryota; Fungi; Ascomycota; Pichiomycetes; Serinales; Debaryomycetaceae. The transcript has a single exon.